Molecule: messenger RNA, 2622 nt
Organism: Monomorium pharaonis (pharaoh ant)
Lineage: Eukaryota; Metazoa; Arthropoda; Insecta; Hymenoptera; Formicidae
Exons: 2
Coding region: 1-2622 (873 amino acids)
Biological process (GO): DNA integration
Molecular function (GO): nucleic acid binding
Source: RefSeq, a predicted model, not a curated record
AUGGCUAGGAUGGACAGUUUGGGCCAUCUGGCGACAACCCAUCAUCAUCUCUCAUUCAAGGUUACCAUGUCUCAGCAGACCGGGAACUUCAUGAUCUUCUUCAACAAUUCUGGAAACUCGACGAACUUCCAUUCGUCUCUGGAUCAUCGUUAUCGACUGAAGAGCAAGAAUGCGAACGACAUUAUAAACUUACUCAUACUCGUAACCAGCAAGGAAGAUAUAGAGAAGAUGUAUCGACAAAUCAACGUAUCUGAAGAAGACUGGGAUUUUCAAAGAAUUCUUUGGAAAAAUCAAACAAAUGAAAUUGUUUCUUACCAACUAACGACUGUCACAUACGGACUAGCCUGCGCACCGUUCUUAGCUCUUCGAACAUUAGCUCAAUUAGUCGAGGACGAAGACACAAAAUUCCCGCUUGCAGUUCCAUCUAUGAAACGAGGACGAUAUGUAGACGAUAUCUUCGGAGGAGCUGACACCAUCGCUGAAGCAAAAGAAAUCGUACAGCAAUUAAAUCAAUUAUGCAUGGCGGGCGGCUUUCCUCUUAGAAAAUGGAUGAGCAAUCAUACAUCGGUUAUCAACUCUAUACCAUCUGAACACAGAAUUGAUUUUUCAACCAUUGAAUUUGAAGAUGCCACGAUGAUUCAUGUAUUGGGACUCUGCUGGAAUCCAGUAAAAGAUAAUUUUCAAUUUUCAGCUACUGUAACAACUCCAAAAAUCAUUACCAAACGCACUGUUCUUUCAACCAUAGCAAAAAUUUUUGAUCCUCUUGGACUUCUUGCCCCAAUUAUCAUUACAGCGAAAAUUUUCAUUCAGGAAUUAUGGUCAAUAAAACUAAGCUGGGAUGAUACAUUGCCUUCACUACCGUCAAAGAAAUGGACCGCAUUCUUAGAAGACCUAAAAGAGAUUCCAAAAUUAAAUUUUCCACGAUGGAUCGGACUUCAAUCUGGUAACAUUUUCGAGCUACACGGAUUUUGCGACGCUUCACAACGUGCCAUGUGCGCUGCUGUUUAUUUACGCAUAACCACUCAAGACGGAAACAUCACUACCCAAUUACUCUGCUCAAAGACAAAGGUCGCACCUUUAAAAAGACUAACUAUACCCCGACUUGAACUCUCUGCCGCAGUUCUACUAACUAAACUUAUUUCCAGCACUCUUCGCAUUUUAGAAAUCAACCGCGUUCCAUUAUUCAUGUGGACGGACUCAGCUAUCACUUACACUUGGCUCAAUAAUCAUCCUUCCAGGUGGAAAGACUUCGUUCACAACCGCGUUUGUUUUAUUCACGAAACAAUACCUCAAGCAAUUUGGAAAUUUAUCCCUGGAGCCGAAAACCCGGCUGAUUGUGCUACCAGAGGAUUAACGCCGUCACAAUUGCUCGAAUAUUCUCCUUGGUGGUCAGGACCACGAUGGCUUGCUCAAGAACCUUCAGUUUGGCCACAGAUAUCACAAAUACCUUCUCACAAAGAAAAUCUUGAAGAAAGACCAACGCAAGUCUUCGUUACUAAUAUAAAAUCAAAUAUUCUCUGGGAUCUAAUAUAUCGAUACUCUAAUCUGACCCAUCUCUUACGCAUCACAGCUUUGUGCAUGCGAGCCAUUGCUCGUUUUAAAAGGACUCAAAAUUCAUCGUUAAAUAAUCCCAUUACAACACAAGAGAUUGAAAUCGCACGGAUCUAUUGGGUUAAAUCAAUACAAAGGUUUGCAUUUCCUCAAGAAAUAAAAAUUCUCGUCAACGGCAACCCCCUGCCACGCUCCAGCCCUCUUCUACGAAUUGCUCCUUACAUAGAUGCCUCUGGAUUACUCCGUGUUGGAGGCCGUCUCGAAUUUUCUCGUUUACCUGAAAACGCAAAACAUCCGUUGGUUCUUCCACGAGAAUCACCACUAAGUUCAUUAAUCAUUGAAGACGCCCAUCGACGUACCAUGCAUGGAGGCACGCAAUUAACUUUAUCUCAUAUUCGAAACAAUUACUGGAUUAUAGGAGGGCGAGCACCAAUCAGAUCCUUCAUAUUGAAAUGUGUACGAUGCGCAAGACAUCGCCAACAACGAGCGCAACAAAUCAUGGGUCAACUUCCUCCCGAACGACUUACUUCAUCUCGUCCUUUUCUUCACUCUGGAGUUGACUAUGCUGGGCCAUUCCUCUUAAAAAACUGGAGAGGAAGAAAUUCCCGCACUUACAAGGCUUACAUUGCUCUCUUCGUGUGUCACGCUACAUCAGCCAUUCAUCUCGAACUCGUAACUGACUGUACUACCGACGCCUUUAUCGCCGCAUUCAAGCGGUUUACAUCAAGAAGAGGAAUAUGUUCUACUUUGAUGAGUGACUGUGGCACAAAUCUCAAAGGAGCCAGUUCUGAACUUAAAACGUUAUUUUCUGCAGCUUCAUCUGAACUUGGACGUCUAGCUACUUUACUCGCGAAUGACGGCACUCAGUGGCGAUUCAAUCCUCCUUCUGCGCCACAUUUCGGUGGAAAAUGGGAGGCAGGUGUCAAAUCUGUCAAGCACCAUUUUAAAAGAGUAUUAGGCAAUCAUUUGUUGACAUACGAAGAGAUGAAUACAUUUCUCACUCAAAUAGAAGCAGUUCUCAAUUCAAGACCUCUCUGUGCACUCACCAACGAUCCAGACGAUUUCAAAUAA